Saprolegnia parasitica CBS 223.65 is the source of this 999-nucleotide messenger RNA. RefSeq lists its product as hypothetical. Gene Ontology annotation, molecular function: hydroxypyruvate reductase [NAD(P)H] activity; glyoxylate reductase (NADPH) activity; NAD binding. Bases 1 to 999 code for a protein of 332 amino acids. Lineage: Eukaryota; Oomycota; Saprolegniomycetes; Saprolegniales; Saprolegniaceae. Gene Ontology annotation, cellular component: cytosol. The transcript has 6 exons. The record is from RefSeq and is a predicted model, not a curated record.
AUGCAAGCGGUCGUCAAGAGCAGCGUGGCCAAGCCCCGCGUCUUCGUCACGCGCCAUGUUCCGUACAUCAUGGAGCAACUGCAGCGCGCGAACGUCGAGUGCGACGCCUUUGAGCGCGAAGACAUUGCGAUCCCGCGCGACGAGCUCUUGCGUCGGGUCCGGUCGUGCGACGGUAUCUUGUGCAUGCUCACGGACCGCAUCGACGCCGAGGUGCUGGCGUCGGCGGGCCCGCGCCUCAAAGUCGUGUCGACCAUGUCGGUCGGCUACAAUCACGUCAUGGUCGACGACUGCCGCGCGAAAGGCGUCGCGGUAGGGUUCACGCCUGGUGUCUUGGAUACAUCGACGGCCGAAACAGCCGUGACCUUGACGUUCAUGGCCAAGCGCCACGCGGUCGCAAGCGUCUUGAGCGCCAAGGCAGGCGAGUGGGGCACGUGGCAGCCCUUCCAGUACUGCGGCACGGACGUCGAAGGAAGCACGGUCGGCAUCAUUGGCCUCGGCCGCAUCGGCGCCAAGUACGCUCAGAUGAUGCGCGCGGCCUUUGGGUGCCGCAUUCUUUACACCGGUCCCAACGAAAAGCCCGAGGCUGCGCAGCCGCUCGGAGCUCGGUAUUGUUCCCUGGACGAGCUCCUUGGCGCCAGCGACAUUGUGAGCGUGCACUGCCCACUGACGCCAGGCACGCAACACCUCAUCAACGCCACGACUUUGCGCAGGAUGAAGCCGUCCGCCGUCCUCAUCAACACGAGCCGUGGCCCGGUUGUGGACCAGGCCGCGCUCUACGACGCACUCGUUGGCAAGCAGCUGGCGGCGGCCGGCCUUGACGUCACCGACCCGGAGCCACUUCCGACUGACGACAAGUUGUUCACGCUGCCCAACUGCACGAUCUUUCCGCACAUUGGGUCGGCGACCAUCAAGACGCGCCAGGCGAUGGCCGACAUCGCUGUGCAGAACGUGGUUGCUGGCGUCGUGGGCGCCGCACUUCCCCACGCCGUCGUCGCUUGA